GUAAGUAGCAUUAUGUGGUGUACGGUAACAUGUACAGUGUAGUCAGAAGCAUUUGCUUAGAUACAUAAUUAUUUAUUUUAGUGAAUUAUAUUCUAGCGGAACUCAGUGACGCAUCGCAUCACAUUCGUGCAGGAAAAUAUAAUUUAUUCGAACAAUUUUGUGUUGGAUUUCCGAAGUAACUGUUAAUCGAGAUUGAAUAUAAAUAAAAAAUAUAUAACAAGAUGAAUCCGAUUGUGGUACAGACAGCUGUAGCUCUUUUACUUUCAGUGCCAACCUUCAUGUUAGCAAUUGGAAACACGUGGACGUCCUACACACUACCCAUUCUGGAAAGCGAAGACUCUCCAAUAGGAUAUCCAAUCACGAAGAGUGAUAGCAAUCUGGUAUCUUCAGUGAUUAUGCUGGGUUCCCUAACGUCUAUAGUAAUUGUUGGAUACAUAAGCGACAGGAUUGGUCGAAAGAAAACAGAAAUAUUAAGUGGACUAUGUUUUGUGCUCGCCUGGUCAACAAUAGCAACUGCAAAGAAUGUGACGCAACUUGUAAUCGGUCGGUUCAUUAUAGGAUUAGGAACGGGGUUACAUUUUGUCACCGGCGUGGUUUACAUUGGUGAAAUCAGUCAAGCAUCCAUCAGAGGGGCUCUUCUCACCAUAAUGUCCUUCAUGUACAACUUAGGUACCCUCGCUUCUUAUACAGAAGGCUGGUUCUGCAGUUAUGAAGUCAUCAAUUACUUGAAUUUAACUACAGCUGUUACAUUUAUACUACUGGCGAUGUGCCUUAAAGAAACACCCGUUUACUUGUUAAGAAUAGGAAAAGAAAAGGAGGCAAUAAAAUCUCUCAAAUUUUACCGAGGCGCAUCCAAGGUUACUCAAGAAAUUUUAGACGAAAUAGUUUAUCUGAAAAGCCAACUAAUUAAUGAAAAUAUCAAUGAAAUCGAGAUGAAAAUCCCUCAAUUACAACAUGAAAAAGAAAUGUUAAAUGAAGAAAAUAAUCUUAAGACUGGUGGCAUUAUUAAAUCAAACAGCGCUUGGACAACAUUGCGAACAUCAACCUCAGCAAGACGCGCCUUAAUAGUUCUAUUAGUUCAAAUAAACUUGUGCGUGUUUAUGGGUAUGAUCGCCGUGCAGGCGUUUGCCGGCCAAUUCUUCCAGCAAGCAGCGCCAAGCUUCUCGCCACAUCUCUGCUCCGUGAUACUGGCCAUAAUCGUCACAAUUACUAGUGGAGUCGCCGUAUUUAUAGUUGAAAUAAUACCUAGACGGGUUCUAAUGAUAAGUACAUGUUUCCUAUCGGGCUGCUGCAUGGCGUGCCUGGCCAGCAUGCAGCACUUCACUUGGGCCCCGGAGUGGGGCAUUCCACUAGUGAUGAUACUCUACUGCGUAGUCUUCCAGCUCGGGUCUGGGAGCAUACCGUUUAUACAAAUCGCUGAAUGUUUACCACCGCAGCUGAACAGUUUCGGGACAAGCGUCGUGAUGUGCUCAUUGUUUAUUGCGAAUUUCAUACUUCUAUUUAUAUUCAAACCUGCCGUGGACACCCUCGGAUUAUCUGGAGUUUUCCUAGCAUUCGCAUGUGUAAAUUUCCUGACUGCAUUUGUAUGCUAUUUGAUAAUGAGAGAAACAAGAAGAGUGCCCUUCGAAACGGUACAAAGUACUUUUGAGCGAGGUUAUUUGUACAGGCGGCAAAAAAGUUAUUAAAAUAAAUGAAAUUC
Molecule: messenger RNA, 1699 nt
Organism: Spodoptera frugiperda (fall armyworm)
Lineage: Eukaryota; Metazoa; Arthropoda; Insecta; Lepidoptera; Noctuidae
Product: facilitated trehalose transporter Tret1-like
Exons: 8
Coding region: 222-1685 (487 amino acids)
Biological process (GO): transmembrane transport
Cellular component (GO): membrane
Molecular function (GO): transmembrane transporter activity
Source: RefSeq, a predicted model, not a curated record